AUGAGCCAGGAAAAGGAAGGCCCCCCCCCACGGAGGAACUGUCUUAACAUAUUCUUUCCACAACAAGUGGAGUCAACCAAGCCGAAGUUAAAGCACUACCUGUAUGGAGUCCGCACCCACGACACAUGCGUAGUGAUCCACGUUACACACAAGCAGAAUGGCAACUUUGCGAAGGGCCACGACGAAGGGGUCCAAAUAGUGGGCGAGUUAAUCUUCGUGCAGGACGUGAAGGACGUACCCAAAACGAGUGCGUUAAAACGGCAGGAUGAAGUUCGGUGUAACUACCUCUACGUGGUUCAUUAUGGAGGGAGACCCAUACUUUUAAGUGGAAAAACAGAAGAGGUAAAAAACCAAGACGCCCUAUUCAUACUAUACAAUUUGAGCAAGUACAUCUAUACCAUUUCGGACGACCAUGUGAAUAGGCUCGUUUGGGAGGCACUCAGGAGAGAUGACAUGUUGGAAAAGAAGAAAGUUAAAAAAAGUGGGACAGAAGAGUGCAACCCCGGGGAAGACAAACAAAACGGGGGGGACAAAAUAGGCUCUGAUGAUAUCUGCAAGGACAGCGACAGGGAAAGGGACACCCAGGAAGAGUCUCCUUCUGAUGAAAGCCAUGAUAACCGGGGUGUCGACAAAGACGAACAGGCUGAACACACAGAUCGGUUGGACCAUUUGAACAGACCAAAUUGUAGCAAUGACAGUGUAGACGGUGCAACAAACGAGCAACCACUAAACAUGCACGAAAUAAUCGUCCUAUUGAAUAAGAAAAACGAGUACGCAGAGAGGAUAGAAAAGGGUGAAGAGGAGAAUGGUCCCCGCAGUGACCAGGACAACACCACCAUCUGUAACGAGCAAAACUUAAGUUCCAUCCUUUCGGCCUUCCUAUUUUUAACCUACCUCGUCUCAUCAGUGAGCACAUCAUUUCACUACCUUCUGCGCAUAUUAAGCAAAAUAAACGAGAGGGUUUUUUCGAGGAAUAUAAAAAACUCCCUCAGUUUUUUCAAAGAAAGAUUGCACAUGCACUCGGAAUGGCACUCCUUGUUGACUAGCUUAAUGAAAAAUAGACACAACCCAUCCGAUUAUGCGAAAUACAAAGAGCUACUCCUCAUUCGGUUGUGUAACUUCUUCAUAGAUGCUCUGUUAGGCUUCUUCCUUUUUAUUAUACUCUCUCACGAAAUAAUAAACCUGCGCUUCGCCUUCCACAAAGCGAGCAUUUUAUAUGACUCCGGCACGUUGACGUCCAUAUUGGGAACCCUCCUGCAGAACCCCCUUGGGUUGAAGCUGAACAACAACUUCACCUCCUUCAUUGGAAGUAUAAUCGUCUCCACCCUGGACAAGUGGGAUUAUUUUAAAAAUGUGUUUCCAUUAAAGAGCUCCUCGGCUGUGCAUCUCCUAAAGCUAUCAUCCCUCUUCGGGGCUUCCUUUUUUCUCUCUUUCUUUGUGGACUACCUGAAGCUGAUCACUGUGCACGUUACUCUAAUUUUCGCCUUCCUGAGAAAAAUUCUCUCCAUUUUUCACAGCAACAUGUAUUCCUUGUACCUCCUGUUCAGUGGGAAAAAAUGGAACAUUUUGAAGCUUCGGGUGGACACAAAUUACUACACCAAUGAGGAGGUCAUUCUGGGCACCGUCCUCUUUACCAUCCUGAUUUUCCUCUACCCAACCGUUUUUGUGCUCUUUCUAGUUUUCGGCAUUAUUUACCUCGUCAUCAGGAGUGAGUUCAAUCAGCCAGUUGAAGCGGCAAAGACAAGACUGUGGAUAAGGGACUACACCACCACACGCAUAGGAAUUAUAUACUGCCUCCACCUACUGAAGGAAAUAAUUUUGUACGCCCCCUUUUACGUCCUCCUUUUGAGGGACUCCCAGAAUGGCUACAUCAGCAAGGGGAUAAGGCUCACCCAUAACGUCGAAUGGACAGAGCUGCCCAAGUCGCACUACCUCCUGCUGGAAAACGCCAAUUUUGCAUUUUUCGACAAAAUAAAAUUGUUCCUAGACGUUUUCAUCAACCGGGAGGGUGAAAAGUAA
Messenger RNA from Plasmodium coatneyi, 2019 nucleotides. RefSeq lists its product as uncharacterized. Gene Ontology annotation, biological process: GPI anchor biosynthetic process. The record is from RefSeq and is a predicted model, not a curated record. Lineage: Eukaryota; Apicomplexa; Aconoidasida; Haemosporida; Plasmodiidae. The transcript is spliced from 9 exons. The coding region runs from base 1 to 2019 and encodes 672 amino acids. Gene Ontology annotation, cellular component: endoplasmic reticulum; membrane.